GAGUGCUUGACUCCAAUAUAACCACUUUUAAUAAUCUCAACAAAUUCACAAAACACGAAUCACUAACUAACACUUGAAAGAUACUCCACCGCGAGCAUAACGGAGUUGGGCGCUUUCAAUCGAAAGUUGUGCAAACAAUUAUAAUAAACCGGUUUCACAAUGACCAGAAUAGAUUUUGUCAAUUAACCUACUUAGCACGACAGCGUAAGGUAACUUACUGCUUUGUUAGUUUCAGCCUCUGCGAUCUCUCAAAACCCAAAAAAUCUCUUCGUCGUUUUGCCAAAAAAAACCCGACUAUGUAUCUAAUCAAUAAACCAUCGACAUCGACAGCAAAUUCGCACAUCAAACGCGUGACACUUCCUGCAAAGUUUAAGCAUAAAAAACAUAAUGAUUUUGACGAAUAGUCCCUCUACACGGAGCACGAAGCUUGUCGCUUGUUUGCGCAGCCCGUCUAUAAUUAGCGAUCGGUAUACGCGUACCGAUCGGUGAAGCGAUACUCGCCCCACGCUGGAAAGGGGUGAACUGAAGGUAGCGAGGACAAAAAAUACUGUUUGGCAAUGAUAUCGGGCGCCAAAAAAACCGACAGCCAGCCACUUGAAUGGGGAAGAACGAACAUCGGAUCGACCGCUAACGCCGUGAGCCGCUAAUAAUAACAAUUCACAAACAUGCUGUCUGCCGCGGUUGCCAUGUGCUCGGUGUGUUCGGAGCCACACGUGAUGAAGAGACCGAGGGGAGUGCACAAAGGGAGGGAGGAACGGAGGUGCAGUAUGUUCACGAUCACGCUCGAUUAAGCACCUUCGAAUAAGCGGUACCCCUUUCCUGAAGCAUUUUCCAUCCAACGGCCACUGCGCAUUACGAUCGCCUCAUUCAUACAAUGUACUCAAUCGUAGCGCCCUGUGUGCGAGUUUGUAUGUUCCGAAUGGUUGGAGGCAUUGUUGUGUUGAGACGAACCCUCCCCCGGGGAGGUGGAACGGUGCCACAUAUCGCCUCACAGAAGGUUUAGACCGGAUAGUAAUGAGCGACAUGCUGGAACACGAUUUAGUGUGUCGUUUAGAUUGGUGCGAGCAUCGGCGGUUCGUUCGAACGUGCGACCGGGUGCGAGAUUUGGGCAUCACCAAGACAGCCGUACCCGGGGUGAUAAUUGCUAGUGCCACUGAUAAGAUAUAGCUCGCCGUUCGACGAGUGUUGUACCCGGGGCCCGACGGGCGGACGGGGAUUUGUUCAGAGUCCGUUCUGAUUGCCGGAAAGGUUAGUAGCAGUGAGAGCAUUGGUCAACAAUCGUGGGCCACGAGCCGACGACCAGCGGAAAGCGGAUCGAAUUCCAGCAGCAGCGACCACCAUCCCUCGAUCUCACACAUUUGGCUUCUUUGCUGACAAUGUUUUUUGCUUACAGCGUCUGCUGCUAGUCGGCUGCUUGGAUGGAUUGCGGUCGAAGACGGAAAACAGGAACGAACAGGAAUCCGACGAUGCUUCGGUUGGCAGCCCUGCUGGCCGGUGCCCUCCUCGUUGCCAUGGUGCCGGUGGGCACCGUCCAGGGUGAAAACAUUCUCUUCCUGCAGACGAUCUGCUCCAAAAGCCACCACAUCUGGAAUCGGCAGAUUUUCGAUCGGUUGUACGAGAACGGUCACAACCUGACGAUACUGUCGUUCGAGCAGGAGGCGUCGGUCCCGGGCAAAACGUUUCUGGUGAUGGCCGAGUUCCAGCAGAAGCUGAUGGCCAAGUUUGCCGAUACUGCGACCGCGACCGAUUUCUCCUCGUACGAGGGUGCGUUCGGGAACAUCAUGAACGUGUACCAGUACUACGAGGUGUCGAGUGCGCUGCUCGUGGAAGAACCGGCCAUCAAGCGUUUGCUGGACUAUCCGCGCUCGUUCCGGUUCGAUCUGAUCGUGCACGACUUCACGAUGGGCCAGUUUCUGCUCGGUUUUGUGCAGCGUUUCGGUAAUCCACCGUUGGUGGCCGUUUCGGCGUAUAACAUACCAUCGUACACGCAGUUUCUAGCGGACAUUCCGAUCUACACUACGUACCUGCCCCACCCGGCAUCGAGCUUCGGCUCCCGGAUGAGCUUCACCGAGAGGGCCCGGAAUACCGUGUACUGGUGGUUCGAUAUGUUGUACCGGCAGCAGAUCUUUAUGCCACGGGAAAACCAACGAAUGCAGCUUCUGUUCGAGGGCGAUAGCUUGACGCACGUGAAGCUGCUCGAGCGGCGCACCGAGCUGGUGCUGGUAAAUAGUGAUCCGGCUCUGGAUUUCUACCAACUGCUGCCACCCAAUGUGGUGCAGGUCGGUGGUUUGCAUAUCAAGCGCCCCGAGGAGAUGACACCGAUGAUGAAACAGUUUAUGGCACGCGCCAACCGGGGCGUGAUACUGUUCAGCUUCGGAACGAACGUACAGAGUGAAAUGCUGGGACCGGAGAUAAACCGGCAACUGCUGGAGCUGUUCCGCAGCAUGCCGGAGUACGGGUUCAUCUGGAAGCAUGCGAACGCGGACGGGCUGAUUAUGCCACCGAACGUCCUGAUGACGCCCUGGGUUCCACAGUCGGCCGUACUGGCCAACAGCCGAACCAAGCUGCUAGUAAGUCACGGUGGGUUGCUCAGUCUACAUGAAGCGGCCUGGAAUGGUGUGCCCGUGAUCGGUGUACCCUUCUUUGCCGAUCAGUUCUCGAACGUGCGCCGGCUCGAACUGUCCGGCACCGGGGUUGGUAUUCCAUCGACCAAACUCAACGGUGAAACAUUGCGAGAAGCUCUGGAAAAGCUGCUGAACGAUCCGAGCUACCGGAAGCGUGCCAAGGAGCUGUCGAACUUGUUCCGUGCGCAACCGGAACCACCGCUUGACCGGGCCAUCUUCUGGAUCGAAAAGGUGAUCGCCAACAAAGGGCUACGGUAUUUGCGUUCCCCGGCGCGCUCGAUGGCCCCGUAUCAGGUGUACGGGCUAGACAUGCUCGCCGUACUGCUGCUGAUCGCGCUCGGCUACUAUCUUAUCUUCAAGCGUCACUCGAAACCAGCCACCGCCGGUAGCCAACGGGGGCCUGCAAUGAAACGCAAGGAGGAAUAAACCUGACCCCCCU
Messenger RNA from Anopheles darlingi, 3063 nucleotides. Its product is annotated as UDP-glycosyltransferase UGT5-like. The record is from RefSeq and is a predicted model, not a curated record. Lineage: Eukaryota; Metazoa; Arthropoda; Insecta; Diptera; Culicidae. The coding region runs from base 1419 to 3050 and encodes 543 amino acids. The transcript is spliced from 3 exons. Gene Ontology annotation, molecular function: UDP-glycosyltransferase activity.